Podarcis lilfordi (Lilford's wall lizard) is the source of this 1917-nucleotide messenger RNA. The record is from the annotation of a GenBank genome assembly. Lineage: Eukaryota; Metazoa; Chordata; Lepidosauria; Squamata; Lacertidae.
AUGUCCGGGCGGGCCCUAGCGUCACAGAGGGCGUGCUCCCGCUUCACCCCGGUUGCAAAGCGGCCACAUCUCUCUCUCUUUCCCCCUUUUUUACGUCGAAAUCAGCUGGGCGGCCGCAGGGAGCGACAAGAUCCGCUAGCAACCGCCUGCCUGCCUGCGUCGCUUGGAGAGCAGCUCGCUGGCCGUGCGCGCCUGCCUGGUGCGGAGCGAAAACCUGCCGACCCCAGUGCAAUCCACGCCAGGGGCGCGCGGGGCCGGGGACAGCCAGCGCGCAGUUGGAUGUGGGGUCCAGAGUCGCCAAACGCGGACUCCGCCUCCAGCCGGAGCCCCCAUCCAUCUUCCAGCAGCAACGCCAUCCCAGCCGACAGCCUCCAGGCUCCCAUCGCUGGAGGAGGCGGCCUGCAGACUCCCUCCAGCUUGUCCGACAGCCUCGACUCCCUUUCCCCGAAGCCCAACAGCCUCCAAGCCCCUUCCAGCCCAGGGAGCGCUCUGGGUUCCUCCAGUAUCCAGAGCGACAGCCUCGAUUCCCUGUCCGGCUACCCAGACAGUUUGGCAUCUUUCAGCUUCCUGCAAGACAGCCUCAACCAGGGUGACAGCCUCGACUCUCUCAACCUCUACCGCAGCAGCCUCCGGCCUGUCUUCAGCCUCUGCGACAGCCUCGACACGUCCAGCGUCCAGAGAGACAGCCUCCAGUCGGUGACCAGCGUUUGCGACAGCACCCAGGCCUCCAGCAUCCAGUGCGACAGCCUCGACUCGCCCUGCAGCCUGUGCGACAGCCUCGAGACGCCUGUCACUCAGCAUCAUUGCCCUGGGUCCUUCAGCGUCUGAAGGCUUCCUAUCACUAAGUGCCACCUCCCCAGAAGCCGCUAAUUGCUCCUUAAAAAGCAACCACUGGGCCCUGCCGAUCAGUGUGUCUCUCUGCCUGGAGCCUUCUCCAUGUCUCGGGAGAAGCUGUCGGCAGGAGGGUCGCUGCCUGCUCAAGCAGCUCGGCCGCCCGAGCACAUGGUGCCAAGGGCCCCUCGGAGGACUCCCAGCUACCUCUCUGACCUCUACCAGAACAUGCUGCGGGAAGAAGAGGCCCGGAACACAGAGAGGAGGCGGUACCAGCAUGGCGGCAGCACCACCAGUCUCCCAAGUGUCUCCAUCUCCGAGGAGACGCAGCAGAAGCAUCCUCAGAGCGCCACGGUAGCAAGCUGCGACCCGCACCUUAGGCCCAUCAUGCGCCGGCGGGCCAGGUCCUUGCCCAGCUCUCCGGAGAGGAGGAGGAGUAUGAUGGCUCCGUGCCGCGUCCCGGGGUGCAGCACCCGCCGGAACAAAGUCCGCUUUGCCGACGCUCUGGGCCUGGAUCUGGCGGAGGUGAAAGUGUUCCAGGUGGGGGAAGAUCCCUCCAUCCCUCUGCACGUUCUCUCCAGGCUGUCCAUCAAUUCCGACCUUUGCUGCAGCAGGCUGGACCUGGAGUUCACCAUGCAGUGCCUGGUGCCUGACUUCCAGCAGCCUGCGGACUGCGAGGACUUCCACAGCCGCCUGCAGCGGCAGCUGGUGUGCCUUGAGAGGGUGACCAGCUCAGAUCUGGGUCUGAACGGCACCGUCCAAGUGGUGAACCUGGCCUUUGAGAAACAGGUAGCUGUGAGAUACACCUUCAACCGUUGGAGGGGUCAGCACGAAGUCAGUGCCCAGUGGCACAGCAGCGUUCCUGGGAAGGAGGGUCAGGCCCAGGCGGAUGUCUUCACUUUCUUCCUCCCCGUGGCGCCGUUCCUCCUCCAGCUGAGCUCAGUGGUUGAGUUUGCAGUGCUGUACCGAGUCAACGGGCAGGAGUACUGGGAUAACAACCGAGGGAAGAACUUCGCCCUCACCUGUCGGAGUCACGAACUCAAGAUGCCCAGGGAAUGCGAAGAGAGCUGGAUUCACUUCAUCUAA